Aspergillus wentii DTO 134E9 is the source of this 885-nucleotide messenger RNA. RefSeq lists its product as uncharacterized. The record is from RefSeq and is a predicted model, not a curated record. The coding region runs from base 1 to 885 and encodes 294 amino acids. The transcript is spliced from 2 exons. Lineage: Eukaryota; Fungi; Ascomycota; Eurotiomycetes; Eurotiales; Aspergillaceae.
AUGCUGUUCAGCAGGAUGCGCUGGCCGUUACUGCUCCCCUUCUUUCUUGUUGACUCGUUUGCUUUAUCUCAUAGUACGAGCUCAUGUGAUGUUGAACUCAUAUCAUCUGAGCUUCAUGAUGAUGAAAGCGACAUUGUGAGACCCCGAGCAGUAUGCCCGGUUGGUGAAAAUAAACAUGACAUUGCCCCGAGCACUCGAAUAAUAUCCAAUAGAAGGGUUGAUUGUCUGGAUGAGGGUGAAACAAUUUAUGCCCGGAACGAAGUUCAUGACGACCCUGGAAGGACUUCUUCGAUCCCCAGUGACAUAAAGGACAUAGAGUCCCUUGUGAAUUGGCAGACGAUCGACUUGUCUCUACUUUCGAAUUCCAAAAUAAACCAGCACUGGCGCAACCUGCAGAUUCUCAAGUCAAAGGUUGAUGAUCUACAACGACAAAUUGAAGAGGAAGAGCACGAAAUACUCAAUAUCCUUACCCAGGAGGAUCAAGGCAGCCAGCUGGCAUCCUUCACAGUUCUUCCCAGCAGCUAUCCACAGUAUGGCUCUACAUACUGGCUCGGGGUUUGCGCACUGGUUCUUCUCGUUGGCGCACUUUUUACUUUUGUAUCCAAAUUUCUUUUCGACAGCACAAAUUGCCUCCGUCGCCGAGUCGAUAGAGCCGCACGUCGGGAAGAAAGAAGAACCCGUCGUGCUUAUAGAAUCGCCGCACGGCAUCUGAAAUGGAGGAAGUGGUGGGAAGGGAGCUCUUUACAGUCCAUGCCAAAUCCAUCUACCGAUGACACUCUUGGAGAAGUCCAACAAGACCAACAAUCCGAGACUGGAUCGACUCUUCCAAUUGAACCGAAUGCUAUUCAGACUGAGAUAUCGGGCUUCAUACAAACUCUCAAUUAA